Guyanagaster necrorhizus is the source of this 684-nucleotide messenger RNA. RefSeq lists its product as uncharacterized. The transcript has 4 exons. Lineage: Eukaryota; Fungi; Basidiomycota; Agaricomycetes; Agaricales; Physalacriaceae. The record is from RefSeq and is a predicted model, not a curated record. The coding region runs from base 1 to 684 and encodes 227 amino acids.
AUGGACAGAGGUUUGCGCGCGGAAAAAGGCGACUACGAAAAGACAUACCCAGAGGAUCCAAUAUUCGAAGAAAUGGCACCUUCUGCUAGGAUAUGGCAAGCAUAUCUGGACGAAUGUCAAACAUACGAUGCAGAAAUGGUUGAGGUUUGGAGGGAUACAAUCGAUGUCCUGCUAGUUUUUGCUGGUUUAUUCUCGGCCGUGGUAACAACAUUUGUAGUGCAAACAUUACAAUCUUUGCAACUCGACUUCAAUCAAGUAUCGGCGUCUCUGCUAUUCGAACUCGUCAGUGUUCAACGGGCCCUCGCUAAUGGUACUUCUGUGGACGACGUCCCAUCCUCCCAACUAACGCCCACCUCUUCCUUCAGUCCUUCAUCUCUGAUCGUUUGGACCAACGGACUCUGGUUCGUCAGCCUCUCACUCAGCUUGACCAUCGCUCUCGUAGCAGUCUUGACCAAACAAUGGAUCCACCACUACAUAUCUGUACCAUCCGGCACCCCUCGAUACCGCAGCCGCAUCCGUCAUUUCCGUUACAUGGGUCUGGAGAAAUGGCAUGUGCCAGUCAUCGUUGGACUGCUUCCCCUGCUCAUGCACUCGUCUUUAGCCCUCUUUUUCGCCGGCUUGGUUCUAUUCUUGAUAACCUUACAUAUUGGCAUAGCCAUCUCCAUUCACGCAGAUGGUCACUGA